Lactuca sativa (garden lettuce) is the source of this 2460-nucleotide messenger RNA. Its product is annotated as putative boron transporter 6. The record is from RefSeq and is a predicted model, not a curated record. Gene Ontology annotation, cellular component: plasma membrane. Gene Ontology annotation, biological process: monoatomic anion transport; transmembrane transport; monoatomic ion homeostasis. Gene Ontology annotation, molecular function: solute:inorganic anion antiporter activity. NCBI's taxonomy places the organism in Eukaryota, Viridiplantae, Streptophyta, Magnoliopsida, Asterales, Asteraceae.
CGGGAACUAAAUCUAUACUUCUUUCUGUUUAGGUUUCAUGAAAAGAUUCUCAAUGAAAAACUAAACAAUCUCUUUGUUUUUCUCAUAUAUCACUAGUGCAGUUGCUUCACAUACUCCAUCUGCAAUGGAUCAUCACAAUCACAAUACUCCCUUUAGUGGGAUAAAGAAGGAUCUUCAAGGAAGAUUACAGUGUUACAAGCAAGAUUGGGUUGGGGCACUAUGUUCAGGAGCUAGAUUAUUGGCUCCAACAGCUUACAUCUUCUUUGCCUCUGCUCUUCCUGUAAUUGCAUUUGGUGAGCAGCUGAAUAGAGAUACAGAUGGGACAUUAAGCUCAGUUGAAACUCUGACUUCUACUGCAAUUUGUGGAAUUAUACAUGCGAUUUUUGGUGGGCAGCCUCUUUUGAUACUAGGAGUUGCUGAACCUACAGUAAUAAUGUACAAUUACUUGUAUGGUUUUGCAAAAGGAAGGCCUGAGUUGGGGAAAGAACUGUUUCUAGCAUGGGUUGGCUGGGUUUGUUUCUGGACUUCAAUCAUGCUGUGUGUUCUUGCUAUACUAAAUGCUUGCACACUCAUCACAAGAUUUACAAGGGUUGCUGGAGAGCUUUUUGGCAUGCUGAUAUCUGUUCUUUUUAUGCAAGAAGCUAUUCGGGGAGUAAUCAGUGAAUUUAGCAUUCCAAAAGGCGAAAACCCUAAACUAGAAGAGUAUCAGUUUCAAUGGCUUUACACAAAUGGUCUGCUAGCUGUCAUUUUCUCAUUUGGUAUCCUCAUUACUUCCAUGAAAAGUAGAGGUGCUAGAUCUUGGCGUUAUGGUACAGGGUGGAUACGAAGUUUUGUAGCAGAUUAUGGGGUCCCACUCAUGGUUGUGGUGUGGACUGUAAUAUCUUAUGCUAAGCCUGCAGGACUUCCUCAUGAAGUUCCAAGGAGACUCUUUUGUCCUCUUCCUUGGGAGGCUGCAUCGUUAUCCCAUUGGACUGUUAUCAAGGAUAUGGUGAAAGUUCCAGCUGUUCAUGUUUUUACUGCUAUAGUUCCAGCUAUGAUGAUAUCAGCAUUGUACUUUUUUGAUCAUAGUGUAGCUGCACAAAUGGCUCAACAAAAGGAAUUCAAUCUUCAAAAUCCUUCUGCUUAUCAUUAUGAUGUCUUCUUACUUGGAAUCAUGACUUUGAUGUGUGGUUUGAUUGGUGUACCACCUUCAAAUGGCGUUCUCCCACAAUCACCCAUGCACACAAGGAGUCUUUCAGUUCUCAAGAGACAGAUGAUGCGAAAGAAGAUGGUUAAAUGUGCCAAGGAAGGCAUAAAGCUGGAAGCAAGUAACUCAAAAAUCUAUGAGAGGAUGCAUGCUGUUUUUGUUGAAAUGGAACCUCAUCCAAAUAGUGUUGUAGACAAGGAGUUGGAGAAUUUAAAGGAAGCUGUUAUGAAGCGUGAUGAUGGAGGAGAGUCAAAGGGAAAGUUUGACCCCGAAAAACACAUAGAGGCUUAUUUACCUGUUAGAGUCAAUGAACAACGAGUCACAAAUUUACUUCAAUCUACACUUGUGGGAUUUGCAGUUUUUGCUAUUCCUGCUAUCAGAAUGAUUCCCACUUCAGUUCUUUGGGGUUACUUCGCCUACAUGUCAAUCGAUAGUCUUCCUGGAAAUCAAUUUUGGGAACGAUUGUUGCUCUUUUUCAUCCCUACUGGUCGACGUUUCAAAGUGUUGGAGUCGCUUCAUGCGUCAUAUGUGGAAUCGGUUCCAUUCAAAUACAUAACAAUGUUUACAAUCUUCCAACUUGUUUAUUUCUUAAUUUGUUAUGGAAUCACAUGGAUUCCAACUGGUGGAAUUUUAUUUCCAUUACCAUUUUUCUUGCUAAUUCCAAUCCGUGAGCAUUUUCUUCCCAAAUUGUUCCCACCUGAGCAUCUUCAAGAACUCGAUGCAUCUGAGUAUGAAGAAUUCAUCGGAAGGCCAGUUCAAAGCAUGAGUCUUUCUCGGAAGGAAGGAUCUAAUGAAGAAAUCAUGGAGAACGAUUUUGAAAUCGAUUCAGCUGAAAUACUCGAUGAAAUGACAACACGAAGAGGGGAAUUGAAACUAAGAUCCAGCUUCAAUGAUCGCCAAUUUCAUGGCACUCCUGAUGAAAUUAAAACCCGAAAAAGUGAAUUGAAAUUAAGAUCAAGCUUCAAUGAUCGGUUUCGUGUAGGUGCUGAUGAAAUGAUGACAAAUAGAGGCGAGUUGAAGCUAAGAUCCAGCUUCAAUGAUCGCCUAUUGCAUGGCCACUCGCAAAAUAACAGUUCACCAAGGUAGAUUACGGAGGAAAGUUGCAGAUGGUAAUUGACUCCAAAUGUAUAAAUGACUACUCACAAUUCUUUGCCUAUUUUUUACGUUGUACUUUGAAAAUUUUGGUUCAACCGAUUUUAUGUUAAUAUCACGUUUAUGCUAUGAGAUCGACUAUUGGAACCCUUCUAACGAUUAUAAUAUGAUAAAUUUUGCCC